AGAAACAUUAUAAAACCCAUAACAAUUGCUCCUAUAUAGUAUGCACUAAAUGCGAAGUUACUUUGUUUCACUUCACCAUGAAGUUUAAUGACAAUGAGUUUUCCAAAGGAAAGAACUCACAGCACGGCACCUCCAAAAAGUUGCUGCUGCUAGCCUUCAGUCUAGUUUUCCUCACUAUAAUCCCUCUCUACCUGUUUUCAACUUCACAUUCUCCACUUUCAUCUCCUAAGAUUGAUGUCAGUGAUUUGAGAAACAUAGGAAUGGUGAAGGAAUGUGACAUCUUUAGUGGAAAAUGGAUUCCUUAUCCUAAAGGGCCUUACUACACUGAUGCAACUUGUAGCCUAAUCAUCGACCAGCACAAUUGCAUGAAGUCUGGGAGACCUGAUACAGAGUUCAUGAAAUGGAGGUGGAGACCAGACGAAUGUGAGCUACCGUUCUUUAAUGCAAAGCUGUUCUUGGAACUUGUUAAAGGGAAGAAGAUGGCCUUCGUCGGAGACUCCGUAGGUAGGAACCAAAUGCAAUCAUUGCUGUGUCUCUUAGCCAGUGUGACCUAUCCCGUGGAUAUUUCUCAUAGAUAUGCAGUAGACACGGCAUAUUUCAAACGCUGGUUCUACGCUGAUUACAGGUUUACCCUUGCGACUCUUUGGUCUCCAUUCUUGGUUAAGUCCCGUGAUGCAGACCCCAGUGGUCAUUCCCUCAACAGCCUGAUGAGCCUUUACUUAGACCAAGCUGAUGAGGCAUGGGCUAGCGAGAUUGAAAAUUUCGACUAUGUGAUCAUCUCAGCUGGACAAUGGUUCUUCCGUCCUCUGAUAUACUACAUGAAUGGUCAGGUUGUGGGUUGUCAUAACUGCUAUAUGGACAACAUUACUGCUAUUACAAAGUACUUCGGCUACAGAAUGGCAUUUCGAACUGCCUUUAAGACCCUUCAAAGCCUAAAGAACUACAAGGGCAUUACAUUCUUAAGGACGUUUUCUCCUUCACACUUCGAAAAUGGAGCAUGGAAUGAAGGAGGGAAUUGUAUCAGGACAAUGCCCUUUACAACCGAGGAAAAGAAGCUUGAUGGUUAUGAAUUGGAAUUCUACCUGACACAAGUUGAAGAACUAAGGAAAGCACAGAAAAAAGGGAGGAAGAGGGGCGCGAAAUUUGAGCUACUACCUACAACAGAAGCAAUGCUGCUGAGGCCAGAUGGGCACCCAAACCAUUAUGGGCGCUCACCUCAUAGCAAUGUGACUGUAGCUGAUUGUGUUCACUGGUGCUUGCCAGGCCCCAUUGACACUUGGAAUGAGUUGUUGCUUUAUAUGAUGAGGAGGGAAGCUCGGGGAUCUUUCAAUGAGAAGCUACAGAAAAAUAUUUCAAGAAAAAUAUGAAUACAACGGUAUAUUAUCAACACCAUCCAUUUAUUAUUCUUUGUAAUCUUUGUUUCUGUAAUUAUUUAUCAUUUACAAGUAAAUGAAGUGGUUAAGUUCCCUCGCA
Molecule: messenger RNA, 1473 nt
Organism: Populus trichocarpa (black cottonwood)
Lineage: Eukaryota; Viridiplantae; Streptophyta; Magnoliopsida; Malpighiales; Salicaceae
Product: protein trichome birefringence-like 19
Exons: 2
Coding region: 78-1367 (429 amino acids)
Cellular component (GO): Golgi apparatus
Molecular function (GO): O-acetyltransferase activity
Source: RefSeq, a predicted model, not a curated record